AUGCGGAGCGCCCCGGUCUCCGGGCUCCUGCCGCUGCUCCUGGGGCUGCGGCUGCUGCUGGGCGGCGGCGCCGCGGCUCAGUACUCCAGCGACCUGUGCAACUGGAAGGGGAGUGGCUUAACCCACGAGUCUCACAGGAAGGAUGUUGAACAGGUCUACCUCCGCUGUUCUGAAGGGUCCAUAGAGUGGAUGUACCCCACGGGAGCACUCAUAGUCAACCUGAGACCCAAUAUUUCACCUGCCUCUUACAAACACUUGACUGUUUGCAUAAAGCCCUUCAAAGACUCUGCAGGAGCAAAUAUUUAUUUGGAAAAAACUGGAGAACUGAAACUCUUGGUCCGAGAUGGAGACCGCAGCCCCAGCAGAGUGUAUUGCUUCAGCUACGACCAGGGGGGCCUAUUUGUGGAGGCCACUCCCCAGCAGGACAUUAGCAGGAAGAUUACAGGCUUCCAGUACGAAUUGAUGAGCAAGGGGAUAGCAGCUGAUUUGCACACAGCUUCUGCUCCCUGCCGACCCUGCAGUGACACCGAGGUCCUCCUGGCUGUCUGCACUAGUGAUUUCGUCAUCAGAGGCUCCAUUCAAAACGUAACGAACGAGGCAGAAGAGCAAGAAUCCAUAAUUCAUGUUGGCGUCAACAAACUGUACAGGCAGAAGAGCAAAGUCUUUCAGCUGACAGGGGAGAAUGGGAACUGGAGAGGACAAAUAAAGACCUUGCUUGAGUGUGGGGUGAAGCCAGGAGAUGGAGACUUCCUUUUCACGGGACGUAUGCACUUUGGGGAGGCCAGGUUAGGCUGUGCCCCUCGUUUUAAAGACUUCCAAAGGAUGUACAAAGAGGCAAAAGACAAAGGGCUAAACCCAUGUGAGAUUGGCCCCGAUUGA
This is a messenger RNA of Cinclus cinclus, 879 nucleotides long. It is a transcript of the gene METRNL, whose product is annotated as meteorin like, glial cell differentiation regulator. The coding region runs from base 1 to 879 and encodes 292 amino acids. NCBI's taxonomy places the organism in Eukaryota, Metazoa, Chordata, Aves, Passeriformes, Cinclidae. The transcript is spliced from 4 exons. Gene Ontology annotation, molecular function: hormone activity. The record is from RefSeq and is a predicted model, not a curated record. Gene Ontology annotation, biological process: positive regulation of brown fat cell differentiation; energy homeostasis.